AUGUGGAUGUCUAGUUCUGGGUUGGGUCAUGAGAGUUCUUUAAGUUCUAUAAACUUCCAGACGAAUACUUCGUCAGAGAUGAGUCCUUACUUGGGUCAAAGUGGUUCCUCGUUGGGGAUGGAUAUGAUGAGGAAUAAUGCUAAUUCUGGGUUUGUUCAAAAUGGGUAUUCGUCAAAAUCUUCUCUUGAUUCGGUUUCUGGGCUCAAGGUAGAUACUCCUUUCGCUAAUGAUUGGUCAGCUGAAGAACAAUUUAGAUUGGAGGAGGGCCUUGAGAAGUAUAAGGAUGAGCCAAGUAUCGUAAAGUAUAUUAAAAUUGCAAACACUUUACCUGACAAAACUGUUCGAGAGAUUGCUUCGCGGUGUAGCUGGAUGACGGUAAAGGUACCUUUUUUUAUAAGGAAACUUUGUAAAAGAUUUAUAUAUCUUCAGGACAAGCAGGUGGAUUUGACUUCGAGCAUACCUUCUGUUUCGCCUGCGAGCAUGGCUUCCUACCCUCUCUUAAUGCCCUCUAUGACCUCAGGUGAACAUAUUAUAUGUGAAGAUUUAAGUGGCAAUGCAGCCAGUCUCUUAGAACAGAAUAUAAGAGCAUUUAGUCAAAUUAAAGCUAAUCUCUUCUCAGAUAAGGCACAUGAUAACAUAGAUCUCCUCUAUCAAGCAAGGAACAACCUUAUCAACAUCCAAAAUGACAUGAAUAAUAUGCCUGGCUUGAUGAGCCAGAUGCCACCAGUGUCUGUUGCAAUCAAUGAUGAUCUUUUAUUGAGUAAUUCAUCUUUGGCGAUGCCAUUCAACACCAUGCAAAAUGGCGGUUUCCAUAAGAAGCAAGAGCCUUUGGGAUGA
Eruca vesicaria subsp. sativa (arugula) is the source of this 837-nucleotide messenger RNA. The record is from the annotation of a GenBank genome assembly. NCBI's taxonomy places the organism in Eukaryota, Viridiplantae, Streptophyta, Magnoliopsida, Brassicales, Brassicaceae.